Molecule: messenger RNA, 945 nt
Organism: Rhinichthys klamathensis goyatoka
Lineage: Eukaryota; Metazoa; Chordata; Actinopteri; Cypriniformes; Leuciscidae
Gene: psmd9
Product: proteasome 26S subunit, non-ATPase 9
Exons: 6
Coding region: 181-813 (210 amino acids)
Biological process (GO): proteasome regulatory particle assembly
Cellular component (GO): nucleus; cytoplasm
Molecular function (GO): protein binding
Source: RefSeq, a predicted model, not a curated record
CCGGCAGUGAAUCCCCUGAAGAAGAGGCUUCGUGAAUAAUUUAGUGCGUUUCUGUUGAAUCAUUUGGACUGGAGUGAACAGUUUGUAAGAUUUCUUGAAAUAAAAUAAGUAUAAAAUCUGUAAUAGUUGAGCACUCAUAGAUUCAUUUGAUAAAUACCUUUUAUUUUGGCAGAAAUUGUCAUGAAAAUGACAGAGGUAAACAACGCUGUUGAGCCAAGUGUAGCUGAAGGGGAUGUACGACUUCUAAUAAAAAGAAAGGAUGAAAUUGAAGAGCAAAUCAAAGCAUACUACGACAUGCUCCAAACUGAAGGUGUAGGCAUCGACGGUCCUCUGGUUGAUGUCGAAGGCUUUCCUCGUGCAGAUGUGGAUUUGUACAAGGUCCGAUCAGCAAGGCACAGUAUCUCUUGUUUACAGAAUGAUCACAAAGCUGUCAUGGUGGAGAUAGAGGAGGCCCUUCAUAAGCUGCAUGCUACAGCACGGGUCGGAGAAGGGAAGGAUGAGACAAAGAUGGAAGCCACUGGACAGACUGUGUCUCUGUCAUCACCGUUUGCCCUGGUAGACGCUGUGACACAUGGUUCCCCUGCUUUUCAGGCUGGUUUGCGAGUUGGUGAUGAGAUUAUGGAGUUUGGGUCCGUAAAGACACAAAACUUCAGGAAUCUGCGUGACAUCGCUUCCGUUGUCCAACAUAGUGAAGGGAAAUCCCUACGUGUUGGAGUAUUUCGAAAUGGACAAGAAGUACAUCUUAGUUUGACUCCGCAGCAUUGGUCUGGUAGAGGACUGCUUGGGUGCAACUUAGUACCUCUUCAUAGAUGACCAGUGAAAGCGCAAGGAUCAUCUUUAUGCCAAACAACAUUGCUGAACAAGAUACAUUUUCUUGCUUGUUUUGCAUUUGCAAAUUGUAAAAUUGAGUUAAGUAAAUAAAUACCCAGAAGAGAUGACAGACCA